This is a messenger RNA of Saccostrea cuccullata (small rock oyster), 891 nucleotides long. RefSeq lists its product as uncharacterized. The transcript has 5 exons. The record is from RefSeq and is a predicted model, not a curated record. NCBI's taxonomy places the organism in Eukaryota, Metazoa, Mollusca, Bivalvia, Ostreida, Ostreidae. The coding region runs from base 214 to 735 and encodes 173 amino acids.
AAUAUAAUCAGGCUUACCAAGGGUAAGAAUGGCCUCAAACCCCGAAGACACCAGAGAGGGACGGAUGUGCGUCUAUGCUCGUCAGUGUCGGGUAGAAGAAAGGCGCUAAAAAUAGGAGACCUGUAAUCAAGUAAUCCAACCCCGAACCCGAUGUAAUUAAGAGUAUUUAUACUACAUUCCCCCCGUUCAUGUAGAAAGAGUAAUUAUAUAAAAAUGAAUCAUUUUAAGUACGACUUGUUUCAUACAAAUUUUCGGAACUCUUUUGUGAAGAAGAGAUAUAAAGUGUAUCACUGUAUACAAACGUUCAUGUGUCGUACCCUGCCAUGUGCGCUGUUGACAGUUGCGGAAAUGAAAGUCAAGAUAAGAAUGAGAAUAUGUGCAGGGAUGUUGAGGUAUCGUGAUGCUUGUGUAGCUACAGAGGAAACGGACCAGGGACCACGAGUAGAAAGCUCUCCGCUUGACAGUGCUGAUGAACUGAACAUUUUGAUGUUAAGUCAAUUCCUACUUCCCCUAUUGCUACACAAGAUGACACAGACACAAGAUGAAGCAAAGUUUUCCAGUAUUGAGGCCAAUUGGUAUGUACAAGAUGAGGAUGGAUCCCAAAAGAAACUUGAUCCAGAUGAAAAUGAGAAUCUGCAAUUGGUAGAAACGUUUGACUGGAAGGAACUUGGAGAAUCUGUUGUCCAUGAAUAUUACAUAACAAGGUUGAAGAACGGAGGUGUGAACGUUGAGUAGAGAACUGGUUGAAGAUGAGAAGAUCUACACUGGAAAAAGGUGGUUCAGAGCUUUUGAGGGGAUGAAACUGCUGGUUCUCUUGAACGUAUGGAAGUAAAUUUCUGAAAGGAAUCUCUAAAAACUGUGCUACUGUAUGUAAAAAACCAAGUAUAAGGA